UUUUGAAUUAUUCAAUGUUGUGAACUGGGCUGUCAUUUCUGUUUUCCUCGUUACGCAGUUUGUGUUUCUAUUUCUCCUGUAUAAAAUGGAGGCUGCAAAGAACAAGUCUAUCUUUUCACGAAGUGUACCGAAAUUGCCGGGCAAAGCUAGUUCAAGUCCUCGUAAGGAGAUCACAGCUGGAGGUGCUCAGAGGAAUACUCCUGCAACUUCAUUUGAUGAUUUCCAAGAGAGUGUGAGUGAUGCAUGGGAUCUGGGAGAUGAUGAGUUCUGUGUUAUAUCAGAUGUUAAAAUUUCAAAGAAAAUGGCUCAAUCAACAGCAGCCAGUGUUAUCAACAGACACAGAACCCAGAGUGCAGAUCACAUUACAAACAACCAUCAAUCCCAGUCUAUUCCCAAAAAUGCCAACAGAUCAUUUCCUGGCCAUCCUCACCCCUUUUUAGAAUCUGCCCAGUCUAGGAAAUUGAAUGAAGAUUUACAAAGUGGGAAAAUGGAAAAGUUUAAUACCUUGAUAAAUAGUGCCAAUAGUAGUAUGAAGGAAUUAGAAGAAUCUAGCUGGCAUGGUAUCCCACCUUCUGUAAGGGCUAUAACUUGGCGACUCUUAUCAGGGUACAUUCCAAUCAAUCUCGAAAAGCGUGGACCAACGCUGAAGCGGAAACGCGAAGAGUACUGGAAUCUCGUCGAGCAGUACUACGAGACUCGUCUUGAAGAAACACACCAAGAUACCUUUCGACAGAUACACAUAGACAUUCCUAGAAUGAGUCCUUUAAUCGCUCUCUUCCAACAAAGCAUUGUUCAGGAGAUGUUUGAGCGCAUUUUGUACAUUUGGGCAAUGCGUCAUCCGGCGUCUGGAUAUGUACAAGGAAUCAACGACCUUGUUACCCCCUUUUUUGUUGUCUUCCUCCAAGAAAUCAUACCGCCAGGUAGCGACUUAGAUACGCAUGAUGUAAGCAAGUUGUCCGAUGAGGAUCGCAAUAGUAUUGAAGCAGACUCUUUCUGGUGUUUGUCAAAGCUUCUGGAUGGUAUUCAAGAUAACUAUACCUUUGCACAGCCUGGUAUUCAGAAUAGAGUCCGACAAUUGAAAGAAUUGAUUGAGCGGGUCGACGUUGAGUUGCACCAACAUCUUGUGCGCCACGAAGUUGAUUAUUUGCAAUUUUCUUUUCGUUGGAUGAACAAUUUAUUGAUGCGCGAACUACCACUUUUAUGUACCGUCCGCCUUUGGGACACGUGUCUGGCUCAGUCUCAUGGCUUUGCCGAUUUUCAUUUGUAUACCUGUGCAGCAUUCUUACUGAAAUGGAGAAAUCCUCUUCUUCGACAGACAGAUUUUCAGGGAUUGAUGAUGAUGCUACAAAAUUUGCCAACCCAAUCUUGGUCUGAUGAAGAAAUUGGGGAAGUUGUAGCGGAAGCAUAUCAGCUUCACUACAUGUUCUCGAGUGCACCAAAUCAUCUUCAAGGCUCAGUGAACAAGCCUUGAACUUCAUCAUAUGAAUCAGAUCGCGAUAAAAUACUAGAAAAAAAAACGAACAAGCUGACAAUUGAUUCCAUGGCAAGCAGAAAGUGAGUUAUCACUUGUAAACAAAAACAGCAUAUCAACUUCUUGUUCAUGGAAUAGUGCUCAGUGCCUGCAUCACCCAAGUGGCUCUCGAAAAUUAUCAAUGGUGUCUACGUUUAUUGAUCUACCAUGUUCAUAGAUUUUUCAGUUACAUGUAAAUACAGUUUGGCAUAUUUUCAUGUCUCGAAAUACUAAA
Messenger RNA from Daphnia pulicaria, 1745 nucleotides. It is a transcript of the gene Tbc1d22, whose product is annotated as TBC1 domain family member 22B-like. The record is from RefSeq and is a predicted model, not a curated record. Lineage: Eukaryota; Metazoa; Arthropoda; Branchiopoda; Diplostraca; Daphniidae. Bases 86 to 1471 code for a protein of 461 amino acids. The transcript has 10 exons. Gene Ontology annotation, biological process: activation of GTPase activity. Gene Ontology annotation, molecular function: GTPase activator activity.